Messenger RNA from Scomber japonicus (chub mackerel), 825 nucleotides. Its product is annotated as dynactin subunit 6-like. Lineage: Eukaryota; Metazoa; Chordata; Actinopteri; Scombriformes; Scombridae. Gene Ontology annotation, molecular function: dynein complex binding. The record is from RefSeq and is a predicted model, not a curated record. The transcript has 7 exons. Bases 30 to 599 code for a protein of 189 amino acids. Gene Ontology annotation, biological process: mitotic spindle organization. Gene Ontology annotation, cellular component: dynactin complex.
GCGCCUCCCAUCAGACUUCAUCUUUCACAAUGGCAGAUAAACAAAAUGCCCAGAAAAGCGUCAAAAUAGCCGCAGGCGCCGUAGUUUGUGUUGAAAGUGAAAUCAGAGGAGAUGUCACCAUAGGCCCCAGAACAGUGGUCCACCCAAAAGCUCGCAUCAUUGCCGAUGCAGGUCCCAUUGUGAUCGGAGAAGGCAAUUUGAUCGAAGAGCAAGCACUUAUCAUUAAUAGUUACCCAGAAAACAUCACACCAGAUUCAGAAGUGGAACCAAAGACUAUGACCAUUGGUAUCAACAACGUAUUUGAAGUUGGCUGCGUGUCACAAGCCCUGAAAAUAGGGGACAACAAUGUGAUAGAGUCAAAAGCUGACGUUGGUAGGAAUGUGAUCCUGACCAGUGGAUGCAUCAUCGGGGCUUUCUGUCAGGUCAACACCUGUGAGGUCAUCCCUGAGAACACGGUCAUCUAUGGCUCUGGAUGUAUGAGGCGGGUUCAGACAGAGAGACCACAGCCUCAGACUCUUCAGCUCGACUUUCUGAUGAAGAUUCUACCAAACUACCACCAUUUAAAGAAAACUGUUAAACCAGGCCACACUGCUAACUGAAAUGGAACUUUAUACUUGUGAAGGAUUUAUUGUAAAUGGCUAGUCAACCCAUAUUUAAAUAGGUAAUGCUGGGGGAGGAAGCAUGAAUGUAUAUAAUUAUAUGUAUGGAGCUUCAUCAGUACUUUUUCUCACUGGUAUUUUCUACUUUAACUACAAGCAUUUCCUCUUUAUCUUGCUGUGCUGAUGAAUCCUUUUCUAUAAUUAAUUAAAUAACCUAAAAUACUGA